Molecule: messenger RNA, 1604 nt
Organism: Rhododendron vialii
Lineage: Eukaryota; Viridiplantae; Streptophyta; Magnoliopsida; Ericales; Ericaceae
Exons: 2
Coding region: 208-1404 (398 amino acids)
Source: RefSeq, a predicted model, not a curated record
ACUACUUUACCAUUUGGAAGGUCUAGGAUUCAACACCCAGUUUCAAAGAAUUCGUUUCGAACCGAAUUAGCUAGGAUCUGCAUUUCCCAAUUCUGCUGCUUCUUAUCUUCUACUUGGGUUUUGCAACAAAUUCCAGCUUUUUAAAUCUCUUAAUAUUUCAAUGUUUCAUCCUUUGGUUUGGUAACUGUGUGUCAAUGGGCUGCGCCUAUGAAAAGUGGAGAGUCGGACAUGGUUACUGAAGAUUUCCGCUUGAUUUUGUCGCCCUUAGCUUCCCUUAGGUGGUCGCCGCUACGCUUGACUCCGUCGCCGCCACGACAUUUUCUACCCUCGUCCAGUUCAAUGGUCAUGCAGUAUCAAGGGUCUAAUCAAUCCAUGGACGAUCCGCCACAAAAUCAAGAGCACGACAACAUGGUUGACUCGGCACUGUACUUGGCCGGAGACUCGGCGUUGUUGCAGCAGCAGCAGCAGCUACGUCAGAACUGGAGCGAGGCGUCAGAUUGGAGGCCAAGAGGGGGAGUUAUGACGAUGAACGUGCUGGAGUUACAGAGCAACAAUCAGGGCUUUGAAGAAUCGAAUAUGGGUUUUGAGGAAGAAUCGGAGGAGAUGAGCUGUUUCUAUUUCCCUCCGUCGUCGCCCACAUAUUUCCCUCUUUAUCCGCCAAUGCCAAGUGUUUGUUUCGUUUCUACUAAUAUACAGGAGGACAUAAGCUUGGCAUUGUCUUAUCAGCACAUACUUGAGGACAAGAGCGGUGCAUUGCAUGUGAUCAACGGGGUGGAACGCAAGAACGACAUCUAUCAACUGCUGAUCGACGGCUUUGCGUCUUACCUGCGUAACAAGUUCGGUGAUUUGAAUCAAAUAGCAAGGGCGCCGGGCGUGGUGCCCAAAGGCAUGGAGUCGUUGGUGGAUAACAUAUUGGAACAAGAUGACUACGAUGAGAGAGAAGUGACAUUAAGGCGGAUCAACUGCUUGGAACAACAGGACAAGGACAUGGUUGACCAGCCGGUUUUCGAAGUUGUGGGCGUGGUGCAGCAAAUAAUUCAGAACAGGGGCGGUGAGUUAGAUGUGAUCUUAGGAGGGGGAGUUUUAAUGAUCAACGGGCUGGAACGCAGAGACUGUCAAGGCUCGCCUAUGACCCCGGAAACAUUGCGUAUUUGUCAGGCCAAUGUCUCCGUUAGAGUGUGGCAGGGACACGGCGGCCAAUGGGAGUCAGAGAUGCGUUACAGGUGUAAUCGCCUCAACAUUGGCAGUUUCACAACCGUGGAGGACGCCAUCUCAACUUAUGAGCUCGUAGCAAGGUUGAGUGGAUGGAUGGAUGUUACUGAUUUCCCUGGACUCUCUGAAAAUGCAAACAGAUCAAAACUGUUGCUGCAGUUGCCACCAUCAGCACAAGAAGAGAAACCAUGACGAUUUUGGAACUGAGGUAGUUGGAAUAGGUAGUGAGCGAAUAUGGGAAUGCGUAAUGGUAGAUCAAGCUCGGUUGAAUUCUGGGUUUUUGGGAAAAAGGAAAACAAAGGAAAAGAACCCAAGGGGAGAGCGAAGAAACAAGAAAACAAAUGGAGUUAGAAUUACAAUUCCUCUCGAGGAUAUCUCACAAACCAAGGGAA